This is a messenger RNA of Bubalus bubalis (water buffalo), 9329 nucleotides long. RefSeq names its product plexin A1 (gene PLXNA1). NCBI's taxonomy places the organism in Eukaryota, Metazoa, Chordata, Mammalia, Artiodactyla, Bovidae. Gene Ontology annotation, cellular component: semaphorin receptor complex. Gene Ontology annotation, molecular function: semaphorin receptor activity; protein binding. Bases 189 to 6404 code for a protein of 2071 amino acids. The transcript is spliced from 32 exons. Gene Ontology annotation, biological process: regulation of cell shape; positive regulation of axonogenesis; negative regulation of cell adhesion. The record is from RefSeq and is a predicted model, not a curated record.
GGCCCUUGACCUGCCCCAGCCAGCUCCUACGUCCGGCCGCCCCCCCCCACCCCCCGCCUCCUGCGGCCCCCUGCCCCGCGACCCCCGCCGGGUGUGCCUCCCGGGCCCCACUCGCCGCCCCGAGCGCCUCGCUCAAGUCCCCGCACCCAGCCCGCCGCCUCCUCCCGGACCGCGCGCCCCGCAGCCCUAUGAGGAUCCCGGGCCGAGACCGCCGUUCCGGAUCGCGGCCGCAUCUGGGUCCGGUUCCGGGGCAGCGGCUGCCGGCGGCGGCGUUGCCCUUUGCAGCGUGCGGUGGGCAUAGGCCGGCGGCGGGGAUCGAGCGCCCCCUGGAGGCCGCCGCCGGCCCCGCCCCCGCGCAGGCCCCGCCCCGGCCCGGCCCCCAGGGCGGCGCAUGCGCGCGGCGCUCCGCGGGCGGCGAGAGCGAGGCCGGUCCGCAUCCGCGCGCCUGGCGCCCCAUUCAUGCUGGGCAGCGGCGGCGGCCACGCAGCGGAGCCCGGGCGCGGCGGCCUCGGCCUGGGCGGCCUGCGCGGCUUCAGCGGCCCCGCGGCGGGGCAGGGGCGGGCGGCGGCGCGGGCGGCGAGCUGCGAUGGCCGGCGGCGGGCGCGCCCCGGGGCAGCCUGGCUGAGGCUCCUAUGAUGCGUGGCCCCGCAGGACCUGAGCGCCUUGGCCCAAGGCCCCGGCCCGUCAUGCUGCUGCCACGUCUGAGCCCACGGGCUCCGCUGCUGCUGCUGCUGAUCCUGCUGCUGCUCCUGCUGGGGGGCGCGCCCCAGGCGGGCGGGGGUCUGCAGCCCCCUUUCCGCACCUUCACUGCCAGCGACUGGGCGCUGACCCACCUGGUGGUCCACGAGCAGACAGGCGAGGUGUACGUGGGCGCUGUGAACCGCAUCUACAAGCUGUCGGGGAACCUGACGCUGCUGCGGGCGCACGUGACGGGCCCGGUGGAGGACAAUGAGAAGUGCUACCCGCCGCCCAGCGUGCAGUCCUGCCCGCACGGCCUGGGCAGCACCGACAACGUCAACAAGCUGCUGCUGCUGGACCAGCCCGCCAACCGCCUGCUGGCCUGCGGCAGCGCCUCACAAGGCAUCUGCCAGUUCCUGCGCCUGGACGACCUCUUCAAGCUGGGCGAGCCGCACCACCGCAAGGAGCACUACCUGUCGGGCGUGCGCGAGGCGGGCAGCAUGGCCGGCGUGCUGAUCGCUGGGCCGCCUGGCCAGGCGCAGGCCAAGCUCUUUGUGGGCACGCCCAUCGACGGCAAGUCCGAGUACUUCCCCACGCUGUCCAGCCGCCGGCUCAUGGCCAACGAGGAGGACGCAGAGAUGUUUGGCUUCGUGUACCAGGACGAGUUUGUGUCCUCGCAGCUCAAGAUCCCCUCAGACACGCUGUCCAAGUUCCCGGCCUUCGACAUCUACUACGUGUACAGCUUCCGCAGCGAGCACUUCGUGUACUACCUCACUCUGCAGCUGGACACGCAGCUGACCUCGCCCGACGCUGCUGGUGAGCACUUCUUCACGUCCAAGAUCGUGCGGCUGUGCGUGGACGACCCCAAGUUCUACUCGUACGUUGAGUUCCCCAUUGGCUGCGAGCAGGCGGGCGUGGAGUACCGCCUGGUGCAGGACGCCUACCUGAGCCGGCCGGGCCGGGCCCUGGCCCGCCAGCUGGGCCUGGCCGAGGACGAGGACGUGCUGUUCACCGUGUUCGCCCAGGGCCAGAAGAACCGCGUGAAGCCGCCGCGGGAGUCGGUGCUCUGCCUCUUCACGCUCAGGGCCAUCAAGGAGAAGAUCAAGGCGCGCAUCCAGUCCUGCUAUCGUGGUGAGGGCAAGCUCUCGUUGCCCUGGCUGCUCAACAAGGAGCUGGGCUGCAUCAACUCGCCCCUGCAGAUUGACGACGACUUCUGCGGGCAGGACUUCAACCAGCCCCUGGGCGGCACGGUCACCAUCGAGGGGACGCCCCUAUUCGUGGACAAAGACGAUGGCCUGACCGCCGUGGCCGCCUAUGACUACCGGGGCCGCACGGUGGUGUUCGUGGGCACACGCAGCGGCCGCAUCCGCAAGAUCCUGGUGGACCUCUCGAACCCCGGCGGCCGCCCGGCGCUGGCUUACGAGAGUGUGGUGGCCCAGGAGGGCAGCCCCAUUCUGCGUGACCUGGUGCUCAGCCCUGACCGCCGGUACCUGUAUGCCAUGACAGAGAAGCAGGUGACACGGGUGCCCGUGGAGAGCUGUGUGCAGUACACGUCAUGUGAGCUGUGCCUGGGGUCCCGGGACCCCCACUGCGGCUGGUGUGUCCUGCACAGCAUCUGCUCCCGCCAGGACGCCUGUGAGCGGGCCACGGAGCCCCAGCGCUUCGCCGCUGACCUGCUGCAGUGUGUGCAGCUAAGCGUGCAGCCUCGCAACGUGUCCGUGACUACAUCUCAGGUUCCGCUCGUGCUGCAGGCCUGGAACGUGCCCGACCUCUCGGCCGGCAUCAACUGCUCCUUCGAGGAUUUCACUGAGUCUGAGGGCGUUCUGGAGGACGGCCGGAUCCACUGCCGCACCCCCUCGGCCCGGGAGGUGGCGCCCAUCACGAGGGGCCAGGGAGACCAGCGGGUGGUCAAGCUGUACUUGAAGUCCAAGGAGACGGGCAAGAAAUUCGCGUCCGUGGACUUCGUCUUCUACAACUGCAGCGUCCACCAGUCCUGCCUGUCCUGCGUCAGCGGCUCCUUCCCCUGCCACUGGUGCAAGUACCGCCACGUGUGCACGCACAGCGCUGCCGACUGCUCCUUCCUGGAGGGCCGCGUCAACGUGUCCGAGGACUGCCCACAGAUCCUGCCCUCCACCCAGAUCUACGUGCCGGUGGGCGUGGUGAAGCCCAUCACCCUGACCGCCCGGAACCUGCCGCAGCCGCAGUCGGGCCAGCGGGGGUACGAGUGCCUGUUCCACCUCCCGGGGGGCCCGGCCCGCGUCGGCGCCGUGCGCUUCAACAGCUCCAGCCUGCAGUGCCAGAAUUCCUCAUACUCCUACGAGGGCAACGACGUCAGCGACCUGCCUGUGAACCUGUCCGUGGUGUGGAAUGGCCACUUCGUCAUCGACAACCCGCAGAAUAUCCAGGCCCACCUGUACAAGUGUCCCGCCCUGCGGGAGAGCUGCGGCCUCUGCCUCAAGGCUGACCCUCGCUUCGAGUGCGGCUGGUGCGUGGCCGAGCGCCGCUGCUCCCUGCGUCCUCACUGCCCUGCAGACUCGCCUGCCGAAUGGAUGCACGCUCGCCACGGCAGCAGCCGCUGCGCGGACCCCAAGAUCCUCAAGCUGUCCCCUGAGACGGGCCCGCGGCAGGGCGGCACGCGGCUCACCAUCACGGGCGAGAACCUGGGGCUGCGCUUCGAGGACGUGCGGCUGGGCGUGCGCGUGGGCAAGGUGCUAUGCAGCCCGGUGGAGAACGAGUACAUCAGCGCAGAGCAGAUCGUCUGUGAGAUCGGGGACGCCAGCACCGUGCGGGCCCACGACGCCCUGGUGGAAGUGUGCGUGCGGGACUGCUCCCCUCGCUACCGCGCCCUGUCGCCCAAGCGCUUCACCUUUGUGACGCCGACCUUCUACCGCGUGAGCCCUGCCCGCGGGCCCCUUUCCGGGGGCACCUGGAUUGGCAUCGAGGGCAGUCACCUGAACGCGGGCAGCGAUGUGGCGGUGUCGGUCGGCGGCCGGCCCUGCUCCUUCUCCUGGAGGAAUUCCCGGGAGAUCCGGUGUCUGACGCCUCCGGGGCAGAGCCCGGGCAGCGUCCCCAUAGUUGUCAACAUCAACCGCGCUCAGCUCACCAACCCCGAGGUCAAGUACAACUACACCGAGGACCCCACCAUCCUGAGGAUCGACCCUGAGUGGAGCAUCAACAGUGGAGGGACCCUCCUAACAGUCACGGGCACCAACCUGGCCACUGUCCGCGAACCGCGCAUCCGAGCCAAGUACGGCGGCGUUGAGAGGGAAAAUAGCUGCCUUGUAUACAACGACACCACCAUGGUGUGCCGGGCCCCAUCGGUGGACAACGGCGUGCGCAGCCCACCCGAGCUCGGGGAGCGGCCGGACGAGCUGGGCUUCAUCAUGGACGAUGUGCGCGCUCUGCUGGUGCUCAACACCUCGUCUUUCCUCUACUACCCGGACCCCGUGCUGGAGCCGCUCAGCCCCACCGGCCUGCUGGAGCUGAAGCCCAGCUCGCCGCUCAUCCUCAAGGGCCGCAACCUGCUGCCGCCGGCGCCUGGCAACUCUCGCCUCAACUACACGGUGCUCAUCGGCUCGACGCCGUGCGCCCUCACAGUGUCCGAGACGCAGCUGCUCUGCGAGUCGCCCAACCUCACCGGACAGCACAAGGUCACGGUCCGGGCCGGCGGCUUCGAAUUCUCGCCAGGGGUGCUGCAGAUGUACUCGGACAGCCUGCUGACGCUGCCCGCCAUCGUGGGCAUCGGCGGGGGCGGGGGCCUCCUGCUGCUGGUCAUCGUGGCCGUGCUCAUCGCCUACAAGCGCAAGUCACGGGACGCCGACCGCACCCUGAAGCGCCUGCAGCUGCAGAUGGACAACCUGGAGUCUCGUGUGGCCCUGGAGUGCAAGGAAGCCUUUGCAGAGCUGCAGACGGACAUCCACGAGCUGACCAACGACCUGGACGGCGCCGGCAUCCCCUUCCUGGACUACCGCACCUACGCCAUGCGCGUACUCUUCCCGGGGAUCGAGGACCACCCAGUGCUCAAGGAGAUGGAGGUGCAGGCCAAUGUGGAGAAGUCACUGACGCUGUUCGGCCAGCUGCUGACCAAGAAGCACUUCCUGCUGACCUUCAUCCGCACGCUGGAGGCCCAGCGCAGCUUCUCCAUGCGGGACCGCGGCAACGUGGCCUCACUCAUCAUGACGGCCCUGCAGGGCGAGAUGGAGUACGCCACGGGCGUGCUCAAGCAGCUGCUGUCCGACCUCAUCGAGAAGAACCUGGAGAGCAAGAACCACCCCAAGCUGCUGCUGCGCCGGACUGAGUCAGUGGCCGAGAAGAUGCUAACCAACUGGUUCACUUUCCUUCUGUACAAGUUCCUCAAGGAGUGCGCAGGGGAGCCGCUCUUCAUGCUCUACUGCGCCAUCAAGCAGCAGAUGGAGAAGGGCCCCAUCGACGCCAUCACGGGCGAGGCGCGCUACUCGCUGAGCGAGGACAAGCUCAUCCGGCAGCAGAUUGACUACAAGACACUGACCCUGAACUGCGUAAACCCCGAGAAUGAGAACGCGCCCGAGGUGCCGGUAAAGGGGCUGAACUGUGACACGGUGACGCAGGUCAAGGAGAAGUUGCUGGACGCCGUGUACAAGGGCGUCCCCUACUCCCAACGGCCCAAGGCUGGGGACAUGGACCUGGCGUCCACUCAGGGCGCCGGGACCCUCCCCUCCCCCGCAGAGUGGCGGCAGGGCCGCAUGGCCCGUAUCAUCCUGCAGGACGAAGACGUUACCACCAAGAUCGACAAUGACUGGAAGAGGCUCAACACGCUGGCGCACUACCAGGUGACAGAUGGGUCCUCAGUGGCCCUGGUGCCCAAGCAGACGUCCGCCUACAACAUCUCCAACUCGUCCACCUUCACCAAGUCCCUCAGCAGAUACGAGAGCAUGCUGCGCACGGCCAGCAGCCCCGACAGCCUGCGCUCGCGCACGCCCAUGAUCACGCCCGACCUGGAGAGCGGCACCAAGCUGUGGCAUCUGGUCAAGAACCACGACCACCUGGACCAGCGCGAGGGCGACCGCGGCAGCAAGAUGGUCUCAGAGAUCUACCUGACGCGGCUGCUGGCCACUAAGGGCACGCUGCAGAAGUUCGUGGACGACCUGUUCGAGACCAUCUUCAGCACGGCACACCGCGGCUCGGCCCUGCCGCUGGCCAUCAAGUACAUGUUCGACUUCCUGGACGAGCAGGCCGACCAGCACCAGAUCCAUGAUGCGGACGUGCGCCACACCUGGAAGAGCAACUGCCUGCCCCUGCGCUUCUGGGUGAACGUGAUCAAGAACCCUCAGUUCGUGUUCGACAUCCACAAGAGCAGCAUCACGGACGCCUGCCUGUCGGUGGUAGCCCAGACCUUCAUGGACUCCUGCUCCACGUCGGAGCACAAGCUGGGCAAGGACUCGCCCUCCAACAAGCUGCUCUACGCCAAGGACAUCCCCAACUACAAGAGCUGGGUGGAGAGGUACUACGCAGACAUUGCUAAGAUGCCCGCCAUCAGCGACCAGGAUAUGAGCGCCUACCUGGCCGAGCAGUCGCGGCUGCACCUGAGCCAGUUCAACAGCAUGAGCGCCUUGCAUGAGAUCUACUCCUACAUCACCAAGUACAAGGACGAGAUCCUGACGGCCCUGGAGAAGGAUGAGCAGGCGCGGCGGCAGCGGCUCCGUGGCAGGCUGGAGCAGGUGGUAGACACCAUGGCCCUGAGCAGCUGAGCCACCGGCCCAACCGUCCGGCCAGCGGCAGAGAGUUAGAGGGCCCUGGCGGCGGCCUCCGCCUGGCGGCCAGAGCUGGGAGGUCCACGGAGGCAGCCUCGCCCGCCAUGCCAGGGUCCUGUGCUGGGGCCAGGUGUGCGGCCCUGGACCCCGGCCCCUGUGUCCCCUUCCUGCCUGUGGGGUCCCGGCUCUUCCUUGGUGUGGGUGAGGCGGUGACUGCAGCCCUCCCCACACCCAGAGCUGUUUGCAAGGGGCUGGGGAGCCCAGGUGUGACCCGGCCCCCUCAGGACAGCAGGGGGACUGCCAGAGCCUUCCAGGAAGGAGAGGCGAGGCUGCGGAGGCCAGCGGGCCAGGCCCAGGGCUAGGCGGGCCGGUGUGCCCGCCUCCUGGGCAGAAUCUGAAGGCUGGGCCUGGCUGGCAGCCUGGGCGGGGAGGCGGCACGCCCAGGGCCCUGCCGCAGGGAGCUGAAGUCGGCCUGGGCCAGCCCCACCCACCUGCCACGUCUCAGCAUCCCCACGCCCGCCACCGCUGCCAUCCUCCGAUUCACCGCGUGCUCUCCGCGGUCGAGGCCAGAGCGCCGCGUCGACCUCGCCCAGAGAGAGGCCCCUGGCUCCCUCCUAUGGAGGGGCUGCAGGACGGCUCCACGCGGGGCCCAGGUGACUUCCGGAAGGACUCGGGUCCCCUUUUGUCCUCAGGGCUGUGCCUCUGGGAGCCACUGGGGCCUGGGGCUCUGGGCUGUGAGUGCACGUUCCCCUUAUUUAUUCCCCCCUUACCCCUGCCUCCCCGGAACCCACCCUGCCCCAGGCUGAGCUCUCUGCUGUGGAAGGCCCCGGAGCCUAGCUGAUCAGCCUCCUGUCCACUCCCCAACCUCCCGCCCACCCCCCAGCCUCCCACCCACCUUCCUGCGGCUUUCGUCUGGCCCCUCAGCAGCGUGCUGGCCCCUUGGAGGGUGGGACGCUUGGGGGACGUUGCUUGUUUUUUAGGGGAACAAGGGAGUCCUUCUGUGCUUGGACAGCUGGAGCUGUGGGGGCCUCAGACCCUACACAGUGGCCUGGCCGGGAGCAGGACGCAGUGACCAGAGGGCUUGGAGGUCGGGGCCGCCCACCCUGCCCUCAGCUAGCAAGAGUACACAUUUUUAAUUAAAAAAACCUGUACAUAUAUAUACAUAUAUAUAUAUAUAUAUAUGUGGCUCUGCCUGUCUCCAGCCCCAGUGGGGUCCUGUACAGUUAACUGGAGGAGGAGGAAUUUUACAGUUCAGAGUAAGAGCCGAGGCACCAGGACAGCCAAACCAAAUGGGCGUGGCCGGCGUGGCCAACGUCUCCCGCUGGAGCGCCCCGGCCUCCGCGUCCAGCUGCGGGGCAGCCUGUCUCCGUGUUGGUGUGAGGAGACUGCUCGGCCGAGAGCUUCCCGGAGGCAGGCCGUGGAUUCCUGCAUGACUGUGCUAGCGUUUAGUAUGACUUGAUCUUUUUAAAACUGCAAGUGUUGAAUACUAGAGGUUGUUAGGCCCCUUUUUUUCAUGUUUUUUAAUUAAUCAGUCACUUGUGAAGGCAGUGGCCCGUCCCCUUUUCAAUUCACUUUUUCGACGGUACUACAGAUCCCGCGGACUUCUAAGGGACAGCUAACUGUGGCCGGCGCCGCGCCUUCCCCGACGCGGCGUGAGCCCGCCUGAGAGCCUCCAUCAGCUGAGCAGCUGCUCCCCCGCGGGAGGAGGGGUGAAGUCCACCACCUCCUGACUCAGGAAGCUCCUGGAACUGGGGGUCAGAGGCCCCCAGGCCCCACGGGCGCUGAGUAGGGCUCGGGCCCCCACACGGUGGGUGUCCAGCAGGAGUUCAGGCCAGGCAGGCGCCAGGUUCCUGUGUGUGGCCCUUUCCCCCCGAGUCUUCCCUGAAGCUGCUUCUGAUCGAAGCCCCCGUUCUUCCAGCCCCACUCCGGCCAGAGGGCUCCUUGGCCCCCGGCACCGCCCUCUCCAGAAUUCAGUCCCCACCCCUUUCCUGGGCCUCCCUGGUCCUUGCGCCCGUCCUGUGGUCGGGUCGGCAGGUUGGGCAAUGGGGACGCAGAAGCGCGGAGCCGCUGGCCCUGCCCAGCGCGUGGCCUCCCAGAGCACAGAGGCGGUUGGGGCGAGCACUUUAGCGCUGCUUGUUUACACACGAGCCAAUCACGGACCUGAGCCUGCCGUCCACCCGGCAGCACGGCCACACCUCCUUCCCGGGGCAGGAGUCAGGCCGAAUCCUCGUCACCCAGCCCCCGGCCUGUCUCGCCCUUCGCACCUCCGUAUCCUCCUGCCUGGCACUGACCCAGAGCCCAGCUCUGGCCUGAGGGCGGCCGGAGCACGGAGUGGAGCCCUGCUCUGCAGUCCUGGGGCCGGGAGGCUGGGCCAGACUGCCCACCUGUCCGGACUCUGCUGCUACUGCCUGCUGCCCCGGGCUGCCUCCCUUGCUCUCGCCCGCACGCCUCUCAGGAGCGCCAGGGAUGGCUCGGCCACGGUCGGGAGCCUGGCCUCUCCAUAUACCUCGAGCUUGCCCAGACUCCUCGACCCGGGCCCGGCCCCGUCCCACAGGAGAGGUCCCCUCACCCCUGCUUUGCCCUUGCCGAGCGAGCCCUACCUGGCUCUCCCCCAGUGCUGGAGCUGAGGGCUCACGCCGUUGGUGCUACACAAGCUAGAGUAGAUAUAUUUAGAGAGAGAGAUAUUUUUAAGACGAAGCCCACAGUUAGCUGUCCUUUAACGCCGCAGAGCCCCCACCCAAAAGAAGAGCGAUGGCUCGGCGGCCUGAGCGGCCUCUCGGCCGCCGCCUCUCCCAGGGGCGGCGUGGCUGAGGCGCUCGGCUUGCAGGUUGUGUAAAUACACGGCUAUUUCCUAUUUUACUGUCUCAGAUUUAGUACUUGUAAAUACACACACAUUAAGGAGAGUAAACAUUUUUGCUAAAA